AUGGGAAACAUACUUUAUUGUUGCCGCAAGGUGUCCGAGUUUAUUAACACCAAGGGAGUUGGGAACCAGACCGAAGAGCAGUCUCUGCUGCUAUCCCUGGAAAAUAGUGAUAUAGAACGUCUUUCUCCUUCAAGAACCUCAGCUGACCUACUGGCUUCUCCUGUUCUGGACCAAGAUCAUCUUCUAUUCCCAGACAUUGUACUUAGCAGCAACAUUCGGGUCAGAGGGGACUUGAUUCAGCCUUUGGAGCUCUUGUUGGCAACGAGGGGGCAAGCACAAGAUGCCAGAAGAGACGAUGGAGUUGAUGAAAGCAAUCUACGAAAUGGAGGAGAGCGAAAUAGAGAGCUGGUGGGGCCGCCAAGCACAGACGUUGCAGGCAUAAAUCAAUUAUGCUCCACAGCGGAUGAAUGGCCCCUGCUGUUGUCCCUAUACCAGAUACCAGCUGCUCAAAACAAAAUAUGCACUUAUGGACUAGAAGCAGACACUUCUAAAUCUCAUGGGAUGGGACUCAUUCCUGUGGUUGCUGCAUCUUCACUGGAUGCCUCACAAAGUGAGGUAGACAUCAAUCAGAGAGACGAUGGUUGGACUCAAACAGAGCAAUUCACUGAACAUGAAGAACCUAAGGAGCAACCAAGAGUAAAUGUGAUACACACAGAAAAGAAACAGGACAAGAAACUACUGAAUGGACCAAACAGUGCAGCACAAACACCUCUAGAUGCGAUGAAGAUGCAACCUUCAGUUGAAGAUGGCACUCCAACUGAAUGUCCUUUGAUUCAAACGAUGCAAAGGGAAGCACAAACCUUGGAACUCAUAGCACAAAUAGAUGACUUUGAAGAUCAAGACGCACUCGCAAAACCAGAAUCGGAGCAAGACGCACAGACUUCUGAGACACUAGAGAUGGAUAUUAUAAAGACAGAGCAUGCUAAUGAGAAAGCUACUACAACUGCAGAGCUUCUUCUUUGUAUGGAGAAGAAAAUCUCUCAUGUAGAGCAACUUUACAUUACAGAGCAUGAGUUAGGAGAGAAGGAGCAAAGCCUAUCUCAGAUGGAGCAGGAUUUGAUAUGGAAAAAGAAGGAAGUAGAACAGAUGCAGUGGGACCUGGAAGCGCUAAAGCAGAGCACAGGGUUAUCACUGCGGGAUUCUAAGCAGACAACCCUUGCUGUGACACAGGUAGAACAAAGAGAGGAUCAGACUGAACGCUUAACACUUUUUGUGGUUGAUAAACUGUUCCUGGCCACUCCAAACCUUACAGCAUCCAACCCUGACACCAUGUCCAGUGGCAAUAUGCUAGACACCACAGCAGACAACAUGACAGAACAAGUUGAGGGCGACAGCAAAAAACAAGAGCUUCCUGCUGUUCCUGACAUGGACCCAUCUGAGGAUGCAGGGUUCACAGUGAAGAUCCAGGCUCCUGGAACUGAACCCACUGACUUCCAGGUGUCACCUUUAGCGAUGGUGCAGGAAAUUAAGCAAGUGUUGAUGGACCGGGAGGAGACCUGCCGCCUUACCUGCUUCUCCCUGCAGCUCAAUGGAGUAACUCUUGACAACUUUACCCACCUUAGAUCCAUUCCAGGUCUUCAGGAGGGCUCCAUUCUGAGGGUUGUGGAGGAGCCGUACACUGUUCGAGAAGUGCAUAUCCAUUUACGCCACAUCAGAGACCUUUUAAAGAGCCUGGACCUUACUGAUGGCUAUAAUGGAGUGGAGGGCAGCUCACCAUCCUUUCUCAGUUGUGUCACAGAAGAAUGUAUGGAAGAGAACAGCAAACCUAAGCGAAGAGGUGACAGGUUGAAGCAGAUGAGCUGCAGCCCUCCAGAUCACAUCCUUCCAGGUUCUAAGAAGUGUCUUCUGGUACCCCUGCUACCUCAUACAAAUUUUGGGAAGUCCUCAGCGUGCUUGAAGGUUCUGACCAUGAGUAGCUGGAAUCCCCCUCCUGGAAACAGAAAGAUGCAUGGAGACCUCUUGUAUCUUAAUGUGGUCACCAUGGAAGACAGACACUUCAGUAUAACAGCAUCAACUCGCGGGUUCUACGUAAAUCAGUCAACGACUUACAGCUUUAAUCCAAAACCAGCCAAUCCUAGUGUCCUCAGUCAUGCUCUGCUGGAUCUCCUGGGUCAUAUCAGUCCAGUUUUUAAGAAGAACUUCAGUGUCUUGCUGAAAAGGAGAGGGUCCACACACCCCUUUGAAAGGAUUGCCACACCUUUCCAGGUGUUCAGCUGGACUGCUCCAGCACUAGACCAUACAAUAGACUGUGUUCGAGCGGAGGAUGUCAGCUCCUUCAGCCUGGGUUAUGAAGAACACGUGUCUGCUCAGGCCCGGGACUGGAAUGAAGAACUUCAGACCACAAGAGAGCUUCCAAGGAAAAAUGCGACUGAUCGUCUGAUGAGGGACCGAGCUGUUUUUAAGGCUAACAGCGAUUUUGUGAGCACUGCCUCUCGAGGAGCCAUGGCAGUGGUAGAUGGUAACGUGAUGCCUGUCAACCCUAGUGAAGAGCCACGACAACAGAUGUUCAUCUGGAACAACAUUUUCUUUAGUUUAGGCUUUGAUGUACGGGACCAGUACAGAGAUCUGGGAGGUGAGGCUGCGGCCCAUGCUGCCCCUGUUCUCGACCUGAAUGGCGUGAGAGCUUACUGGGCAGUGGAUCAAGAAGGCCUCUACCUGAUUGGCACCGUAGUGAUCGAUUACGGUGGCUACCGCGUCACUGCCCAAACUAUUGUGCCGGGAAUUCUUGAGCGUGACAAAGAACAGAGUGUUGUCUAUGGCUCCAUUGACUUUGGCAAGAAUGUUGUGUCUGAUGACAGGUAUCUGGAGCUGCUUGACAAACCCAGUAAGAAGCUGAGAGUGCAGUGCCACCUAGUGCUAAACAAAGAUGAUACAGCAGUAGAGUUGUGCUCCUCGGUGGAGCACAGGAAGGGCAUUGUGGGCAAUGAUGGUCGGCGCUACAUCCUGGAUCUACUUUUUACCUUCCCACCCGACCUCAACUUCCUUCCUGUAGAAGGAGAGGAUUUAAAUGCUGUGUGUCAACAUCUAGGCUUUCCAAGGCUAAUACAUCCUCAUCGCCUGGUCUGCCUGAGACAGGAACUCAUUGAUGCCUUUGUGGAGCAAAGAUACCAGACAUUUAUGGAGACUGUCUCCAAAAGUUCUGAGCAUGACAGAGAAAUCGCCAAAGCCGUUGGCACAUCUGCGAUAAAGAGUGAUCCAAUUACUAUGCCUCAGCUUCCCUCUACUGUCACACUCCCAGACCAGGACACAGAGCACCAUUUCCUAAAAAAUGUGCCUGUGAAUAACAUCCAGCAGGGUUCUUCAAUAAAGCAUAUCUUCUCCUCCAUCAGGAAUACUUUUGACAUACAUUUCAACCCUAAUGUCUUGUGUGCAGGUGUACGUUUUCCCAAGGAAAGUACAGAAGAUAUCCAGAAACAGAAACAGCAGUUAAAGGAUGCGGCAGUCUUUCUAAUAUCCAAUCAAAUCCCUGCAUUUACGAAGAGUUGCCUUGACCACACAUCAAUGCCUACAGAUGGCGUCACACUAACAGAGGCCCACCAUCAGCACGGCAUCAACAUCCGCUAUUUGGAAGAAAGACUUGAUCAUGUCUAUAGAAUUGCACUCUGUGAGCUCAUCACCAGAUGUGCAAAACAUCUGUUUAAGACAUAUCUUUUGGCUGUAGAACCAUCUGCUCUGUCUGCCUCCGUCAGCCAUUUCCUCAACUGCUUCCUGAGCGCCUUCGCUGAUGCCGGAGUCAUUCAGCAGAACGACAAGUUAGCUUCUAGACGCAGGAGUCGGAGAAGGCGGAGCCGUGCGUCUGUGGGCGGCACUGUGACCGCCUGGUCCAACCUCACUCCGACUGACCUUUGGGGGGCCAUUAAAGCUGAGGCUCAGAAGUACUACCAUUACAACCUGCCCUGUGGAGGUGUGGAGGAGGCCGUGAACAAAUGCAGGCUGCAGAGGAUCACCCUGCUCAGAGAGAUCGCCAUCAAAACUGGCAUUCAGAUUCUUUUAAGAGAAUAUCACUUUGAUUCUGAGCACAAAACUGUAUUCACUGAAGAGGACAUCCUUAACAUUUUCCCCGUAGUAAAGCACAUCAGCCCUAGGUCCAGAGAUGCGCUUUUUCUCCUGCAUUGUGGUCAGUCUAGGGUACAGCAAGGUUGUCUGAAAGAGGGCUGUGAGUUAAUAAGCCAGGCUCUGGGUCUCUUCACUAACGUCUACGGAGCUCUGCAUCAGGAUGUCUGCAUAUGUCUGCGGUUACUGGGACGCAUACACUACAUCCUCGGAGACUAUGCUGAGGCCCGCAGUCACCAGCAGAGGGCUGUGCUGAUCAGUGAGAGAGUUCUGGGAAUUGAGCGUCCUAACACUAUACAGGAAUAUAAGCACCUUGGUCUUUAUUGCUUUGCUGGGGGGCAGUCCGUGACAGCACUGCGAUUACUAUACCGUGCUCGCUACCUGAUGCUCCUGGUGUGUGGACAGGACCACCCUGAGAUGGCUUUACUGGAUAGUAAGAUAGGUCUUGUGCUUCAUAGUAUGAUGGCCUGUGAUCUUGCCCUGAAGUUCCUCGAGAACGCCCUUGCCCUGACCUCCAAAUAUCAGGGACCCUCGUCUCUCAAACUGGCACAAAGUCAUCACUUAUUGGCAAAGGUGCAUGAAAGUAAAGGAGAUUUCCGUGCUGCACUGACGCAUGAAAAGGAGCGUUAUGACAUAUACAGGAAGCAGGUUGGAGAAGAGCACGAAGAGACCCAAGAAAGUUCAGAGUACCUAAAGCAUCUGACACAUCAAGUAGUGAUUCUACAGAAAACUAUGAACUGGAUCUGCAAAACUGGCUCGGACACCAAUAUUCUCCCUCUCAAUCUGAACUCUCCAAGUCGUGUCUGGAUAAUGGAGCAGCUAAAUCUUGUCACUGGAAUUGUCCUUAUUCCUCUUAGUAACAGAGACCUUGUGAAACUCAGGACUGAUGCUCAGAAAACGUCACAGCUCGUACGAAAUAAUGUUCAGUCAAUGGAGGAUCUGCAGGGGCUGUUUGAGGACCACGACACAUCACAAGCUAUAACUCAACAGGACUUAAGCCUUGUAAUUUAAGACUGCACUUUAAAUAAAGUGAACAAACAGAUGAGCCCUUAAAUGAACAGUUGUAGUUGGGAUUUAAACAUAUCAACAUGAAAUUAAAAAUGUGUAAAUGUAACUCUUGACCAAAUAGUGUGGUGGAUGAUCUUAUAUAUAUAGCACUCCCUUUAAAAAGCACGAGUGUAUCUGGCUGUUGAGUGUAUCUAGGCAAAUUUGCACAUUUGUAAACCAGACUGUCUGAUCAUUUAUGUCUUCUUUGUACAUUUUGUGAAUAUUGCACUAUAUAUGUAUAAGAGCCACUGAGCAGUGACUAGCAAA
This is a messenger RNA of Sinocyclocheilus anshuiensis, 5367 nucleotides long. RefSeq names its product clustered mitochondria protein homolog. The record is from RefSeq and is a predicted model, not a curated record. Gene Ontology annotation, molecular function: protein binding; mRNA binding. Gene Ontology annotation, cellular component: cytoplasm. Gene Ontology annotation, biological process: intracellular distribution of mitochondria; organelle organization. NCBI's taxonomy places the organism in Eukaryota, Metazoa, Chordata, Actinopteri, Cypriniformes, Cyprinidae.